CAAGCCGUCCCCAAACUUUUGCCUACUUACUUUCGGUUUACUCACCUCUGCCGCACGUCUGCUGCCCCACGAACGUCGCGAGCCAUGUUCAGAUCCUCAGUGCUUUUUAACAAGCCUCUCUCGCGCGCGCUCGCAACGCAUGCCAGCCCAGCAUCCGCCGUAUCUCGGAGAUCGUGGACCAGGCAGGAGAUCCAAGACGUCUACGACUCUCCACUGCUUGACCUCGUCUUUCGAUCCGCUGCCGUCCACCGCCAGAGCCAUGAUCCGACGAAGAUCCAGCUCUGUACUCUCAUGAAUAUCAAGACUGGUGGAUGCUCUGAAGACUGCUCGUACUGCUCUCAAUCGUCGCGCUAUUCGACCCCGACAAAGGCUUCGAAGCUGGUAGAUAUUGAGCCCGUGUUGGAGGCAGCGCGCAAGGCGAAGGAGAAUGGCAGCACACGUUUCUGUAUGGGUGCUGCAUGGAGGGACCUCGCUGGCCGCAAGCGCGGAUUCGAACGCAUACUGGAUAUGGUUCGCGAGGUGCGAGGGAUGGGGAUGGAGGUCUGCACCACGCUUGGCAUGCUCUCUCCGGAGCAAGCGAAGCAGCUGAAAGAAGCCGGCCUCACUGCGUACAACCACAACCUUGAUACGUCGCGAGAAUUCUAUCCCGAGGUCAUUACGACUCGCAGCUACGAUGAGCGAUUGGACACUAUCUCCGCUGUUCGGGACGCGGGCAUAAGUGUUUGUUCCGGAGGCAUUCUUGGAUUGGGAGAAUCGGACAAAGACCGAGUGGGAUUAAUCUGGGAAGUCUCCAACAUGCCGGAGCACCCGGAGUCAUUCCCUGUCAACGCGUUGGUCCCUAUCGCCGGAACUCCUCUGGAGAAUAACGAGCCUGUCAAAUAUCACGUCCUUCUCCGGACCAUUGCCACAGCACGAAUUGUGCUUCCUACCACGAUCAUCCGCCUUGCUGCUGGCAGGAACACCCUGGCUGAAUCCGAGCAGGCGAUGUGCUUCAUGGCAGGAGCAAAUGCGGUGUUCACCGGAGAGCAGAUGCUGACGACACCUUGCUCGCCUUGGGAUGAAGACAAGGCGAUGAUGUCUCGCUGGGGUCUCGACGGCAUGCGCAGCUUCGAGCAGGCCAGUGUUGCCCGCAAAGAAGUGAUCAAGCCGGUUCAGGCCAGCAGCGCCAGCGCCGACGCCGUAGCCUCGCUCUAGAUUAUCGAUAAGAUGGAUUAUGUAUUUGUACCUGUGGCUGUACAGUAGAGUGGGCCACAACACUUCACUUUGAACCCAAGAUCCAUGAGUGCAAUUCGGCCCCCCAGUCCCGGGUCCGCGAAACGACGCGUCAAUGAUACCCAGGACCUCAUUUUGCCCAUGAGCGAUCGGAACGCCUGGUUUUACCCAUCGUAUGGCUGCGACUCAAGCGACGACGACAACGUUCAUUACUCUAACUGGGGAGCCAAGGCCAAAAAGAGAGGUCGUUGGGUGCGCCCGGGGAAGUUGUCGGCUUGGGGUCCCGAUUUCGGUGAAUGGGAGGAAGAAGACCGCGCCAGAAAGCGCCUGAGGAUGCUCGUUCCUCAGGAGCGACGGUCCCCAUCUCCCCCAGCUCUCCCUCACCUUUCCAACCCCUCAUCCGCGCCCAUACGUUCUCCGUAUCCGCCAGCCAUGACACACCACCUCACAUACACGUCGUUCGUCAUGGACAAAGCCGUGACGCAUACCUUCCGCUCCAAGCUGGUGGAUGAACUCGAGAAUGCCACGAACGGACUGAUCGAGGGCGAAGCCGCCAUGCGCCAGGCUCUCGGCCGGCUGUGGCAGGCCAUGAACGACGAGGCGAGCAAUCCUCCGGUGUCUACUAAACAGGAGGAUGACGAGGACGUUGAUGUUGAUGAUAUGGACGAUGUCGCGAAACGAGUGGCGCGCGCGCCUGACCUCACCCUUCCGGCGCAGAAGCUGUUCAAGGACACAUGGGCGCCCAGUAACGACGGCUCUCCGCCGGUACGUGAGUACUCUCAGUUCGCAUCGCCUGCGACACAACUAGAGGGCUUUGAGAAAGCCAUCGCGACGCUGCGAGAGCUGCACGACGAUGGACGGGAGUAUACCGAGAGACUGGAAGAUAUCAGGGAAAGUCUAGGAGAUGUGCGUGCUCAGAGAGAUGUCGUUUGGACUUUUGUUCGAGAAAAAGCCGUGGAAGAACUCAGAGAGGUCGCUUCUUCCGCUUAUGUUGCUUAGCUAGUUUCCAAUGUAAUAGUCUAUGUAAUGAACAGAUGCAGUACCUCUAAUUUUGACAGCGUACUCUUCCCGCAGAGAUCAGUCUGUAUGUACCGCAUCGUCUUGAACGGAUCGAAAACUAUCGAAAAGCUUGUGCGUUCUUCAAUGAUGGGGCACCAUAACAGUCUCCGUCGCGAAGCGAGACCUGGACCAGAAAUCGAGACCGUGUAGUAUGCAACAGGUCAUCGGGGCUGACGAAGAUCAUUGCGAGGUUUUUAUCUGUGUCACAUGAGCAUAGGCGGCAGAUAAGUGUGGCUCUGUGCCUUACUUGGAGUCCAUGAAUGUCAGCUAUCUCCUCCUUGAUGGUCCGUGUUACUAGCUGGUGUUGCUUGACCGUGGGCAUCCCCCGGAACGAGUCACUGGCAAUCACAAUGGCAAAGAAUGUCCCGCAUCCUCCAGAGACGUCUUCAAUCUGUAGUUGAGACGGAGAAAACCUGGGUCCAUUCAGCCGCGAGACAUACAAAUCAGAGAGGACUGCGCUUGUUCACUUUUCAGUCAGCUUGGCGCGGAUGACAUCUUCUGUAGAGACUGGAGAAGCGGGCGUCGAGAAGACCCGGACACGGCAUAAUGAGGUCGCGAAUAAUCGACGCGUCGAAAGCGCAAGCAUUAUGACCGCAAAAGCAGAGCUGAAGUGGGUAGUCGGGAAUUGGUCAUCGGCCGCCGAACUACUGAGAAAGGCAGCUGUAAGGCCGAGCAACCGGCCGCCAAGAAAGCGCGUAAUUAUAGAUGACUACACGAGACUAGAAUUGUCGUGACUGAGCACUCGAUCCUACCCGACUUUUUCCAGUCUCUCGUCUCUCCCGACAUGCUGCUGGGUGCCCUCAAGAGAGCCACUCAAUCCAGGAGCCUCUCAGCGUGCUCUCGUGCCCCACAAACUGCGUUCUGCUCUCCAUUUCGGUCUGCCUCCUUCACUGCGGCGUCGCGCCCAUGCAUCUCUGCGCGCUUCGCACCAACUAAAACGGGGAUCUCUCGUCUCCCCGUGCGUCGAUGGGUGACUCUCGAUGCGUCCAAGCACACAUCAAAACUCACUGCCGACGACGGUAUUCCACGGACCGUUCCAGGGCAGAAAACAUCUACCGUAACAGACGCGACAAUCGACGCGGCGACCCCGGGCACUGCACCCCCACCACCUGUCUCCGUGGGCAUAUGGCUCAUGGUCUCGUCCGUACUCGUGUUGGCCGUCGUCGUCGUUGGAGGUGUCACUCGUUUGACUGAAUCUGGGUUGAGUAUCACGGAAUGGAAACCCAUCACAGGUGUUGUUCCUCCCAUGACGCAGGAAGCGUGGGAGGAGGAAUUCACCAAGUACAAGGCCACACCGGAGUUCAAGAUGUUGAACCACUCCAUCUCUCUCGAAGACUUCAAGCGCAUCUUCUACAUGGAAUGGGGACAUCGUGUUCUCGGGCGCCUUAUAGGCCUCGUUUUUGUGGGACCGCUUAUCUAUUUCAAGGCCACGAAGAAGAUCUCUACUCCGCUAGCCCUCAAACUCGGUGGCCUCGGCCUGCUCAUCGGCGCUCAAGGCGCUCUCGGAUGGUACAUGGUCCAGUCUGGGCUCGAAGACUCCAUCAUCGAAAACGGUGCUGUUCCUCGUGUCUCCCAUUACCGACUCGCUGCGCACCUCUCGAUGGCUUUCGCACUGUACAUCGGCAUGUUUUCGACUGGCAUGGCCAUCAUCAAAGACACCAAGUUCGUCAAAAAUGGGAUGGCCGGGGGCCUUUCUCUGACCUCGUUUACCGAGGCAAUGAAGCAUCCCAUCACGAAGCGUUUCAAGACGCUUUCGUGGGCUAUGACAGGACUGGUACUGUUGACUGUGCUCUCAGGGGUCUUUGUGGCGGGAUUGGAUGCCGGUCUGGUUUAUAACGAAUGGCCUCUGAUGGGAGGCCGACUGGUCCCACCAACGGAUGAGCUCUUCUCGCCGCAUUAUGCCAAGAACGCCGACAAGUCUGACUUAUGGUGGAACGUGCUCGAAAACCCCACCACAGUUCAAUUCAACCACCGAAUGCUCGCUACGACCACCUACACCGGGAUCGCCCUGCUUUUUGCUCAAACCUUCCGCCCAGCCUGGAAACAGAUCGUGCCGCCUCUCGCUAUUACCGGAGUCAGAGCCGCCUUCGCAAUGGCAAACAUCCAGGUUUUGCUCGGUAUCACCACUCUCAUUCAUCUGGUGCCGGUGCCGCUCGCUGCAGCACAUCAAGCCGGGAGCCUGUUGCUCCUGACGGCCAUGCUGCAGCUGCUCAUUGCCCUCCGACGCCCCGGUGCUGCAGCCCAAGCCUGGAGGAAUCUUAAAACGGCCCAGAAAGCACAACGGCCAUAA
Messenger RNA from Mycena citricolor, 4561 nucleotides. NCBI's taxonomy places the organism in Eukaryota, Fungi, Basidiomycota, Agaricomycetes, Agaricales, Mycenaceae. The record is from the annotation of a GenBank genome assembly.